This is a messenger RNA of Spinacia oleracea (spinach), 5531 nucleotides long. RefSeq lists its product as uncharacterized. Lineage: Eukaryota; Viridiplantae; Streptophyta; Magnoliopsida; Caryophyllales; Amaranthaceae. The record is from RefSeq and is a predicted model, not a curated record. The coding region runs from base 181 to 4707 and encodes 1508 amino acids. The transcript has 9 exons.
GGUAAUAAACACUUCUUGAACAAACUUUCACCAUUUUUUUGAAUUUCCAACAAAAUUUGAAAUUUCUCAGCGCUUCAUCACUCCAACUAUUUCUCUCUCCUCCACAACCAACGAACUGAGCCCUAGACCUUCGAGAUUCUUCAUCUAAAAUUCAUGGAGUUUCAGUGAAUAAACCCUAAAAUGGCGACGAAGGAGGAGAAGCUCUUUGUGCAGAUCUUCGAUCGAAAGAGGGAGAUAAUCGACAAAUUGAAGCACCUUAGGCAACUUCGCACACAGCACCUUCUUUCCAAGGUCCUAAUUGAAGACAUUUCUCCUCCUCCUUGGCUCCUCAAUUCCAAUUCUCAAACUUCAACCUCGGAUCUCACUGCGUUAAAUAGGGAAGAGCUGAUUUCAGGACUAUUGCUUCCAAGACCUGGACCUUUUGCCUCUUAUCCUAGUGGUCCUUGCCUUUUAUAUGAUAAGCCGGUUCUAAGCGCGGCUAAUAGUGGCAUACCAGAUGAAACUUGUGCUGGAAACUGUGCCUCUAGCAAUGGUUUUGAUGAAGACGGGCCUGGUGUUGCUCCUGUGAGUCGGUUUGAUGACACUGAAGAUACGGCUGGUAUUAUUCCUUCGUGUCAGGUUGAUGGCACUGAAGACGCAGCUGACAUUGCUCCUUUGCCUCAUGUUGAUGACAGUGUGGACACAUUUAAUUAUGUCCCUAUGUCUCCUCCCGAAGAUCAGACUGAUAAAUCUAAUGCUUAUAAACCUGAACAGUCGCUAGUAAAAAUACAGAGAUCCAGAUCCCGUCAAAAGGCACUGGAGCUUCGGAAUAGUGCAAAAACAAGUGCGAAAAGCCGUUUAGGGAUGGAGAACAGCAAUAUAUGUAGAAACGAUGAACAACUUGGUUUGAGAAGAUCUCUUGAAUUAGCUGAGCCUUCUGCAUUACCUACUGAAAUUUGCUCCAACGAAAAAGUAGCAAUUGGGAAUUGCUUAAACAAGGAGUUGAGUGCCGACGGGUAUGCUGGCUUUUUGGCACAAUCUACAGGAUUUGCUCCCGAAAUUUGCUCCAAGGAGGAAGUGGCAACCGGGUAUCAUUCAGACAAGAAGAAAUUUUUUGAUACUUCCGGAGGUUCUUUUACACAUUCAACAGUUCAUGAGGGAAAUGAAGUAGAAUUGGCAGACAAUCAGAUGAUUGAAGAAUGCAGCAAUAUUUAUGGUGGUAGGUUUACUAGAUCUGGAUCUUCCGUUGAGGGAGCUCACUCUCUUAAUAAAAGGACCAUGGAUGUUUGUGUUGCUCCAAUGACAAGAUCUAAAAGUUUUCAAGGAGCUCACCCUCUUAAUAAAAAGAAUGUGGAUGUUUGUGUUGGUCCAAUAAUGAGAUCCGAAAGUGUCGAGGGAGCUCACCCUCUUAAUAAAAAGAGCAUGGAUGUUUGUGUUAGUCGAAUAGUGAGAUCCAAAAGUGGCUUGACACAGCAGGUGGAAUCAUCCAUUGGGAAUAGCAUCAAGGCUCACAGUGGUAUCUUUAUGAGAUCCAAAAGUCGAGCUGAAGAAGCAGAAAGGUUUCAGAGAAGCAUGUCUAAGAAAGUGUCUGUAAAACCCAAGCAACUUGAUUUUGAUGAAGUUGAAGAAAGAAAAUUUUUGGGCAACCUUCCCGAUCAUUUGCCAGGACCUAUUAGUCUGGAUACAUUAGAAGAGAGAACCAGAGCUCACACAAUCAACACGCCUAGCUCUCUUCCUGGCGCAGUCUCUAUUGGAGCAUAUCCUCAGUCAUUAGCAUACAAAACCCUUGAGGUUCCAGGUAGUGAAAUAGCUCAUGCUUUGUCUAAAAGUGACAAAAUAUCCGGACAGACUUUGAUCUUGCAAGAUUGUGUGGGUGGUUUGCAAUCUUCUUUGGAUGCUGAGGCUACAGAAGUUGCUCAAUUGAGUCCUGACCAAACUCCAGUUGGAUUAUUGGUACCAGUGACUGAUUUUGCUCCUACAGUUACUAGAGAUGAAGCCAAAGCUGAUUCUGCUCAGUCAGCCAAGAUAGUGAAAUUGGGGAGCCUUUCUACAAGUGCUGCUGUACGAGCUUCCUCCUCAAGCCAUGGGAAGCAGGCUGGUGAUUCUGAACUAUGUGAGCUUAGAGCUGAAGUAAACAUGCUCCAAGCCUUCAAUUAUAGCAAUGCCUUAGAUGGUUCUUGGCCAUGUUAUAAGCGGAGGAAAAUUGAUUAUCAGAACCCCAACAAAUCUUGCAGCCCAACUUUGAGGGUAAAUUCCUUUAGGGCUAUCAGUGAAAACAUUCCAGAUAGAUGUGAUUGGGGUGAGAAGGAAAACAUUCAUCCCGUAUCCCAGAAAUCUAUUAAUUCUCAUAAUUCAGGUGCUGCUUUAUCAGAGUGUACUAUUCUUGCCAAAGAGACUGGUCAGAGUGUCUCUUCUUCAACGAGUAAGGAGCAUUCGUUGACUCAUCAGGUGGAGUGUGGAAAGGAUAAAGUUAGCCUAGGGAGAAUUUCUAUAGCCUCCACAUGUAAACACCUAAAACUAUCGGAAUCUGAUGUUUCAAAUGUGAAUCGAAGUAUAACUGCAGAGCCGUCAGAUUUAUUGCCCAAGGAUGAAAAAGUGAAAGCAAAUGCAUUCAGUGCUGCAUCUUGCAGUGAAAUGGUGUCUGGUGGCUUGGUGUACGGUCAAGAUCUGGUGAAUGGUGAUGCUGCAGUGGAGUUGGUGGAUACUAAAAUGAUUGUGGAUCAAAGAAAAUCUCAUCAGAGUGUGCAUGACUUUAAACUAUCUAUUGGUUCUCCCCUCAUGGAAUUUAUGAAUGUAGCUGAAGCCGAUCAGACUAUUCCGGAGCUUGAGCGCUUUGUUAUAGGUGACAACACAGUUGAUGAACAAAGUUCUGGAAAGGAAAUUUUCCACGAAGAAGCUCCCUUUCUUUAUAAAAAAGUGGACAGGACCAGCUUGCCUGAGGUAUUUUGUAAUUCUGCAACUUUGAGCACCCCCGUAUCCCCCUUUCCUUCUGGCUGUAAAUCGUACUUACCACCAGGUAUAUACUCCUCAGUACCUAACGGGCUGCUGGAGAACAUUGACAUACAAUGUAACUUGCUGCACAGUGGAAGUGCUUUAUUUGGGAAGUCUCAUUCCGAUAUAUUUUCUUUUCCUAAUCGCCAAUAUGUGUGGGAUAUAAAGAAACCUUUUCUGUCACCGGUUGGGAGGGGCUAUGAAGGCGCCACAUCAAAAUCUGGUGGUUCAGAUAAGCUUGGUAGCAGUAAUCUAGAGCUCACUUGCUUCCCCAUUCUGGAGGAUCCUGAAAGUGGUGAGGAAGAUGUGAAUGAUGCUGUUAACUCCAGUAUGAAGAAGUCUUCAUCAACUAUGAAUAAUAGUGCUGAUAGAGAACCAUAUUUUGAUAUUACUGCAGAGUAUGCUAGCUCUCUGGUUCCAAAUCAUGCAGAUGAGAGAGGUAGUUUAGAAUCUGUGAGCGUAGAGGAUACGAGGACUGUGUCAAGUACUAGAAGUGGUGGCAACAAGGAAUCACUUUGUGAUAAAGUUAUGCAGAAUGAAACUACUCUGGCUCCAGAUUAUGUAGACGAGAGAUGCAGUCUAGGAUCGGUAUGCACAGAAAUCAGAACUCGUGAGAUGCGUAAUGAAAGCAAGAAGAGUAGCAUGAGUCAGAGGAAAUACAGGCAGACCAGGUUGGAGAAGGAGAACAAGGGCUUUUCAGUUGGUACUUACAGCAGUAAAAAGCACUCAAAACCACUCAGUAACAGGUUCAGCAAACAAAUAUCAUCAGAAAAUUCAAGUUUAAGAACUAGAGGGCAAAGUUUUUCAGAAAAGGGACAAAAAUGCAAAAAUAUUGUGUCCAACAUAAAAUCCUUUGUCCCACUUGUUCAACAAAAACAAGCAGCUGCAGUUCUACCUGAAAAGAGAGAUGUAAAAGUCAAGGCCCUCCAAGCUGCAGAAGCUGCCAAACGCGCUGCUGAAAUAAGAGAAAAUGAACGCAAGCAGAAAAAAGAAGCGAUGAAGCUUGAACGAGCAAGAGCGGAGCAAGAAAAUAUGAAGGAAAUGGAGCUUAAAAGAAAAUUAAAAGAGGAACAUAAAAAGAAAAGAGAGGCUGAAACCGCAGCUAAGAAACGACAGAGAGAAGAAGAAGAAAAGAACUUAAAGGAAAGGAAAAAACAGCGUGUUGAAGAGGCAAGGUUGCAGCACAAGCAAGCAGAGGAGAACCUUAAAGCUUGGAAAGAGGAAUCGAGAUGUGCAGCAGAGGAAGAAAGAGCUAAUCUGAGAAAGGACUUAAAUGAGAAAAUAGAAAAGAAACUUGAGAAAGGAUAUGAAAGAGAAGAUUCAGAGAACCCAAUGAAUUAUACGGUCGUGGUUGGAAGUGAUAGAAGAGAAGCUGAUGAUGGACGUUCAACCUUAAUUGAUCACAAGAUGCCAACGGUAUCUUCCGCCACUGGAAAGGUUGGUAACGUGGAAGUUGCUGAAAGUUCAACGCCUAAUAUUGUAAAAAAUGAUAAGCCAGAUCAUCGAACUAGCGCACCACAGUCAUAUGAUAUAUCACCAUACCAAUGCUCAGAUGAUGAAGAGGAAGCAAUGGAUGAAAUACCAAACAAGAAGUUUGUCCCUACAUGGGCCAGUAAAAGCUGUGUGGCAUUGGCUUUAUCAUCUUUGCAACAUGUAGAUCCAAAUGUGAUAUUUCCUCCUGGAAGCUUUUGCAGCUUGGAGAAAGUUCUUUUGCCCAGAAGAAUACUACAAAAGUAAAAUAAAAGAAGUCCAUAUGCGUAUAUGAGAACUAAGUUGGCAGAGGAUAUGCUUUUGGUUUGCGAGCAGCAGAUCUUCGAAGGGCAACGAACAACUGAUAUCUCAACUUGGGCAGCUGGAAGAAGACUUCUUGCUCACAUAAAUGCAUUGAGAAACUCUGUGUUUAUACUUAUAACUGUAUAUAUGCCUGACUUUAGAGACACUGAUAGUUUUUUGGUGACCCUAAGUAGCUUAGUAUGAUUAAACCCAAGUUAGGAGCUAUUGCCAGAUUCCGCUGGCAUAUGUAAUAUUGUAGAUUUGAAGAGUUGAAGGAGCUUUUGAAGUUUGGAGGAAGCCAUUCACUCUACUCUAGCAACCAAUGUCAGAUAUUGAUCAAUGUCUUGGGCGUUUUCAAGCUUUCACAGGUCAGUUUCUCCUUGAAGUUCUUCUUCCUGGAUAAGAAUAGAGAAUAGUGGCAUUCAUCCAAGAUUGAUUGGAUAGAUUUGAUAAACAAGUUCAUGUAGAAAUGAAUCUGCCCUUAGGUCAUUUAUUGUAAAUCGAGGUAUUUGUCUCGAAGCAGCUUAAAACUACAGUGAAUGUUAUGGAUCGAGAUUAGUAACCUGUAAAUGUCGAUUUAACGUUGGUUAAAUUUACUAAUCUUGUUUUUGCCCUUUGCAUUUCUGUAGGAUUAGUAAAAAGCAAGGAAUAUUUGUGGAUUUUAGGUUUUCACAUUGUAACGGCUAGUAAGCUACAUGAGUUGUGGUAUGAAUGGAAUGUAUUUUAUUCUGGUACUAUAGAUUUAUUAUACGAAAAUGAUGAAAAAUGGUGGGUCACUUGACUCUUGA